Xylaria bambusicola is the source of this 627-nucleotide messenger RNA. RefSeq lists its product as uncharacterized. The record is from RefSeq and is a predicted model, not a curated record. NCBI's taxonomy places the organism in Eukaryota, Fungi, Ascomycota, Sordariomycetes, Xylariales, Xylariaceae. The coding region runs from base 1 to 627 and encodes 208 amino acids. The transcript is spliced from 3 exons.
AUGAGAUACCAACUCUCAGCUGCCCUAAUGGGCCUUGCCGCUACAGGAGUAUCAGCCCAGGAACAGCAGAGUGGCCCUUUCGCUCUACAUGUUAAGGGCACGAAUCCUAACAGCACAAUCGAUGGUUACGGUGGCAGUUGCCACGCGGGAGCUGGGAUCUCGGGGCUGUGCUACUCCGUGUUGUCUGACACGACCGAUCUUCCAAAUACCUACCAGUACUGGUUCAACUACACCGGGUUCAAUCAGGUCGGUGAUGCUGAGGUCGGCACUUUGACGUGGAAUCAACCAUACACGGAUGAAGAGGGCAACCCCGCAUCUGUCAACCAGGCAAUGGGUCUAGUUUACCAGACGACUAGCAAUGUCGCUGCGCCGCUCUUCGGGUUCAGCCAAGACAUCUUCCUCAUUGGCUUCGACAGCGAGAACGAGCUUUUUGGCUACAGCUACGUUGACGACUCCAAGUUUGUCGCUGGCCAACAACCCCCCACCGCGCCCAAGGCUUCUUACCAAUGGGCCGUUUGCUGGCAAUACUUCACUGGAUACUUCUAUCAAUCCGUAGCUUGGAUACAGCAGGGUGCUCCCCACAACCCCACUUGCGAACCAGUUGAGAUCACCCAGGUUAGUCUCUGA